AUGUCGAACUACAGCAAUCAAAGUGGGCAUGAGGGUGGAGGACAGUAUUCUGGCUCUUUCUAUGUCAGCUCAACUCCUACGAAUGCUACAAAUGACACCAAUUCCUCAACCUUAUUGACAGCACCAAGAUUUCCUCUACCCACAUCUGGAAAUAUAUCUUCGCAGAAAUCGAAAAAUCCAAUUAAAUUAACAAUUGUCCCUACUAGUCUGUCAAGUAGUAAUAAUAGCAGUUAUGGGAAUUUGGGCUCCUUGAGAAAUACGCCUCUAACUCCAAGCUCGGCCACUGUUGGAUCGUUUGGUCCUAUCGGUAGCAAUGGCAGUAUCAGCAACUCGCAUUUUCAAUCUAUUCAAGGAACUUUAAAUAACGAUAUUCUAUCACCAGUUCAAUCCCAGAGGCCAACUCUUCCGCAUUUACAUCCGCAACGGCUUUCUGCAUCGUAUCUUGGAAACUAUCUGCCUCAUAAUGAGAAUAAUAAUGGACUUCUUUCGCCUGUUACUAGCAAUUUACCACCUUUGCUGUUACAUUUAGGUGCAAACUCAAAUUCAUUCGGCAAUAUUGGUAUUGGUGACGGUGUUUCCACCCAAAAUUCUUCAGUAGAAAAUAAUAUUGGAGCAGGACCUCCCAGUUCCGGUGUGAACAAAAAUCAUGGAAAUGGUAACUAUUGGCUUAGCCCGGUUCAAUCACCUGCUAUGAGAUCCCCGGCUAGAAACAUUCACAAAUCACAGUCAAGUAACUCUAUGUACCAAUAUCAACCGUUAAUGCAACAACAACAACAACAACAACAACAACAACAACAACAGCAACAACAACAACAACAACAACAGCAACAACAACAACAAAUGACACCAAUACAGUCACAGCCACCUCAAGAAGAUGUUUUGGGGUUUGUUCAAAGUCCAAUCACACCUACAAAAAAUUUUUCUAAUAGAACUUCGUUCAAUUCCCAACUACCAACACAUUAUGAAAACGAUUCUUUUGCAAGCUCUAUUUAUCAACAAGAAUUAGAGCCUCCUUCGCGAGCCCCUGCUCCGGUUCCUUAUUUUAUUGAGUCCUCGACGAUUAAUGGGGCCUCCCAUAAGAAUCUUCAUGGUCAUAAAAGAGGGAAUAGUGUUGGUGUAUUAGCAAAAGAUCAUGGUUACAAUAGCCAAUUUUUGAUGAACUCUGGUAUAUUCAUGCACCAACAAAACUUGAAACAAUUCCAAGCACCUGUGGCAUUCAAUAACAAUGAUAAGCAGAUUUACGACCACAAUGAGCCCCAGAUAGCAACUGAGGAGCAAAAAUUGGGCGCACCGGUUAUUCAGAAAGUGAAUUGUAAAGCUGAUCUAAGACCUGUGAUUAAUCAAAAAUCCAGGUUUAGAAGAGCUUCGAGUGCUUCAAAACAAGUAUCUCCUUUAAAGGCAUUAACUUCCUCCAUUACUACGACAUACUCCCUUUGCCGCCCAGAAUUUAAUUAUCAAUUAUCGAGAAACCCAAGACGAGUAUUAACAAAACCUUCAGAACCAAAGAUGAACAAUAAUUAUGAUAACGUUGAUAGUGACUAUAUUUUGUAUGUUAAUGAUGUUUUGGGUACUGAAGAAUCAAGAAAGUAUCUUGUUUUGGAUAUUGUCGGCCAAGGUACUUUCGGGCAAGUUGUCAAAUGCCAAAAUUUAUUGAAUAAAGAAAUUGUCGCGGUCAAAGUCAUCAAAUCUAAUUCUGCAUAUCUCAAUCAGCUGUUAACGGAGGUAACUAUUUUAGAAACUAUCAACACUAAAAUUGAUCCAUUAGAUAAGCAUCAUUUCCUUAGGAUAAAGGAUAGAUUUAUGCACAAGCAUCAUCUUUGUAUUGCGUUUGAGUUAUUAUCCAGCAAUUUGUAUGAAUUGAUAAAGCAAAACCAAUUCAACGGGUUGGACAUGCAUCUUAUCAAGUCAUUCGCAAGACAAUUAUUGAGCUCUUUGAUUGUUUUGAAAACUUUUAAGAUAAUUCAUUGUGACUUGAAACCAGAAAACAUUUUAUUGGUGAAUCCCGAUAAGCCAGACUUGAAAAUUAUUGACUUUGGCAGUGCUUGUUAUGAACGCCAAACGAUAUAUACUUACAUUCAGUCUAGAUUUUAUAGAUCACCGGAAGUUAUUCUUGGACUACCUUAUUCCAGUGCUAUUGAUAUGUGGUCAUUUGGUUGUAUUGUUGCGGAAUUAUUUUUGGGAUUGCCAUUAUUACCAGGCUCAAGUGAAUAUAAUCAAUUGACAAGAAUAACAGAUAUAUUUGGAUAUCCUGCUUCCUGGAUGAUUGAGAUGGGCAAGAAUUCUUUGAAGUUCAUGGAAAAAGUGGCAACUGGUGCUUCAUCUAAUGCAUUCAGUAAACCAGCUAGUGUGUCUGCCCCUGAUGGCUCCACUACACUCUGCAAAUACAAAUUGAAAUCAAUGGAAAAAUAUGCAAAAGAAUUCAAAACUCAAGAGAAACCUUCGACAAACUACUUCAAUUCGAAUAACUUAUCAGAUAUUAUAAUGAAUUAUCAACCAAGAAGUGUCAUUAAGUCAAAGGGAAAAAUCAUUCCAAAGAAACUCACGGAAAAUGAAUUGAAUGAUCGGUCUAAUUUACUUCAUUUCUUGAAAGGUGUUCUUAACAUGAAUCCUUUGGAAAGAUGGACUCCUCAACAAGCCAUAGCCCAUCCAUUUGUGAACAACCUACCAUUCAAUGAACACUGGACUCCACCAGGUACCAAUGCUGUGAAAAAUGGCAACAAUCUGGGUUCCAAUAACCCACAUAGUACGGGUCAUGGAUCAGCUAGGCAAAGGGCCAAUUUACAUAGAAGAGGGCAAUUAUCAACCUCAUCUAUCAAUUCUUCAACCUCCAGGCUUGGAAACAAUGCCUUCUUUUUGAACAAUGAGUUUUAUGGGAAAAGCGAUGGAAAUGGUAAUUCUUCCAACAAUUUGUCUUUUAAGCCACAACUUCAGCCUAACUUUAAUUAUGCAAAUCCGACGGUUCAAAGCAAUGACUCUAUUACAAGCUUCAAGUUUCCGCUUCAAGAAUGA
Molecule: messenger RNA, 3009 nt
Organism: Saccharomycopsis crataegensis
Lineage: Eukaryota; Fungi; Ascomycota; Saccharomycetes; Ascoideales; Saccharomycopsidaceae
Gene: YAK1
Product: serine/threonine protein kinase YAK1
Exons: 1
Coding region: 1-3009 (1002 amino acids)
Biological process (GO): peptidyl-threonine phosphorylation; peptidyl-serine phosphorylation
Cellular component (GO): cytoplasm; nucleus
Molecular function (GO): protein tyrosine kinase activity; ATP binding; protein serine/threonine kinase activity
Source: RefSeq, a predicted model, not a curated record